Messenger RNA from Protomyces lactucae-debilis, 600 nucleotides. RefSeq names its product rho-gdp dissociation inhibitor. The coding region runs from base 1 to 600 and encodes 199 amino acids. The record is from RefSeq and is a predicted model, not a curated record. Gene Ontology annotation, cellular component: membrane; cytosol; cytoplasm. Gene Ontology annotation, biological process: Rho protein signal transduction. NCBI's taxonomy places the organism in Eukaryota, Fungi, Ascomycota, Taphrinomycetes, Taphrinales, Protomycetaceae. Gene Ontology annotation, molecular function: Rho GDP-dissociation inhibitor activity; protein binding. The transcript has a single exon.
AUGGCAGACCAGGACGAUUUCGCAGGAACAGUCAGCUCACAGUACAAACCCCAAGGUCCCUCCAAGACCAUUGAAGAGUAUGCGCAACUCGACGCAAACGAUGAAUCACUCAACAAGUGGAAGGCAAGUCUAGGCAUCACCUCCACCACCACUCCCAUCAUCCUCGACCCUUCAACACCUGCAAAAGUCCUCAUUGACUCCAUCUCUCUGCAUGUCGCUGGCAGACCAGACAUUACCGUUCCCUUGAAAGAUGCAGCAGCCAUCAAGAAACUCAAGGAAACACCCUUUAUUGUGAAAGAAGGUGUCGUGUACAGCCUCACCAUUCGUUUCAGAGUGCAGCGUGAUGUUGUGAGUGGUCUCAAAUACCUACAAGUCGUGAAGCGGUCAGGCAUUAAGCUUGAUUCAGUGGAGGAGAUGCUGGGUAGUUAUGGCCCUGCUGAACAAAUCUAUGCGAAACGGCUCGCUGAAGAGGAAGCGCCAUCGGGGAUGUUGGGUAGGGGCAGGUAUGAUUGUCGCUCGCGGUUUGUGGAUGAUGACGGGCAUGUCCACCUUGACUUUGACUGGAGCGUCAAGAUUGAGAAGGAGUGGAAGGACAAGUGA